CAUAGCUAUGCAUAAUGUACACAAAUAAGCGCAGUUGCUGUGUUCUUUAAAAAACCGGUUAGGCCAACUCGAUCCGUCAGGUAGAAAGUUUUACCCUUGUGCACCACAGUUCAACGGCUGUACACUCACACAUCACUGACUCUGUAUAAGUGGUAGUUGGUAGUCUUACAACACAGCGGGGACGUCUACAGCUGAGAGUGAACCACGAAGAGUUCAGAUUCUGAAAAGAAGCAGCAUGCCGCCUGCGGAGCGCAUCCAGUGUGACGAGGACGGUGUUGCUCGUGCAGCAGUCGCUGUACACUGCGGUCAGCCAUCCCUUCCUGAGCUUCUCACGUUGAACAAAAGGACGUGCUUGCUCCAGUCAGCCAGGACUAGCCAGCUUUGAGACCAACAACCGUGACCAAUCGCCCCCAAGACCACCACUUGUUCCUCGAGUGUCUCAGACUACAGAUUUGUUGCCCGUGAGGGGAGGCGUCGCAGCACAAGAUGGCGGUCAGUCAGCUGUUUGGUGGCAAUAGCAGUUUUUUGAAGGCAGGAAAUUUUGAAUACGAACAAAAAGAAACUAAGACUAAAUACGACCUGAAGAAAAAGAAGCACAUUUCUCCACCUGCUGGGGGUCUCGGUCAGUACAAACCUAAAAUCUUGACCCUUGACUCUAGUGGACAGGUUCCGGCUUAUACAGAAAGCGAAGACAAGAAAGCUUCCAACAAAGGACGUGCACCCCUUCUGCCGCACGAAGCGACCAAAGAGAAUGGUUCUACGAGUGCUUUCGGCACCUUCCAAACAAACAAUGGUAUUAACACUAGCAGACCUUUCGUCGUCGGCGAUAAAGACACUCCCAUGGUGCUUUAUGACACUCCUGACUUCAAAGAGGUAGCAAGUGGGCUGCACAACCUUAGUCUGACCUCGGAGGACGGGAGACAAGUCCCGACAUCUUCGAGCACGCCUGGCAUUGAGACUCGAAAUCCGCUGUUCAUGAAGACGACAGAAAACGAAAAAGCGACCUCCACCGAGAACAAACAGCAAGACAUUUUCAUUCCCGCCCCUGAUUACGACGAAGAGGAAAAGACGAUCGACUUCACUGACGAUGGCGAUGUGACGGAACAAGCCAGCCCUAGCCGAGGCAAACAAGUCUUUAAAGAAUAUGGCGGCGAGGACUUUGCCCAUUAUCUCUUUGAAGAAGAAGCGGAGACAGUAACGAUGCGUCCGAAGCAAGUAAGCAUCCAAGCGCAACGCAAGUCCCAGACCGAGGCCAAAAGGUCAUACUACAAGAAACGUGGGUCGUCAAGCCCGUCCAAAAGACUGAGCAAGAAAGACAGGGCGGCCUCUGGAUCCCUCAGUUCUCUCCGAAAUUUUACAUACGCUGAUUCAAAGUUUGGGACAGUAUCAAUGGCAGAGAAACCUCGCACAAGUGUGAGGUCGCUGACGGACGUGGAGGUGGAGGCUGAGGUGUUUGUAGACACGGGUUCGUCCUACGAGACCUUCUUACGCUCCAUCAACGGAGAGUUUGUCAAUGGGGCAUUCACCAGCGAUGAGUUAGCAUCUGUUCCAAAAAUGAGUAAACCUGACCAUUCUGAAGGUUCUCAGAAACAAGGCAAAGACACGCUAUGGAAGCGGCUGACCUGGCGAUUUAAGUGACAAUUGAAAAAUUUCUGACUUUGCCACGUAGGCAAAUGUGUAAUAUUCUUAAUGAACAAAUUGAAACAACUGAACAAACUGGCUUUGUCAGUUGGAGGAGGGAUAAAAAGGAAGCGAUAACUUCAAGGAAAGUAUCUUUAUUUCGUGUGUUAGUUUGUGUGCACAAGUGUGUGAGUGUGCUGGUUUUUGUGUAUAGGUAUGAAUAUAAAUGUCAAAUCCAAUGUAGCAUAAACGGAAACUGGUUGGGCAGCGAUUCCGGUACAAUCAUAUUUUCGAUUUCCACUUAGGGUUAACUUGCUUGUAAGUUCCCUUUCUUGUCAUCUUCUACUGAACACAGUUUUUACUGCAUUGUACUUAAAUUCUCAGGUAGCCCAACUAGGGACUGAUCGACAUACCUGUAGUAGUUUGCGUUAUUUGAAUCAACAGCUGAAGUUGCCACAUGCAUAAGAUUGUUAGGUACAACGCUUGAUUAUUUAUGUCUAAUUGACACUUUGACAAUUAAUAAAUUCAUAACAUGCAUGAUGAUGAUGAAGAAGAUAAUGACGACGUCUAUGAUGAUAGUAAUGAUGAUGAUAAUAAUGAUGUUCUUCUUUCAUACACACCAUCUCUCUCUCACACAUACACACAAUUUAUCUUUUUUAUAUCUGUACACUGUAUUUACUAAAAUCUAAGCCACUAUAUACAGUCAUGCACGCACUGUGUACCUAAGUGGGGGUGGCUUCGUAUAACUCGGGAACAUAUUAUGAAAAUAUUCUUUAUCAGUUAACAGUAUUAUUCUAAAGUGUUAAAAAGUCUUGGAAUUAAUCUGCCUUUCCUCUGUGGGGAAAACAAUUCUACACACGACUAGCUCUGGAUUAGCAAGUAAUGUACUCGAUACUUUGAGAUAUGUGAGAUUCAGCCAUGUAGCUUCAUAAACUCACUCAGGUUAUGCUAUGGCGCACUGUUAUGGUCCAGAAUUGCAAGUGAACAUUUAUUGCACACAAAACGAAAAGAGCAGGCUUAAACCUACAAAAAUAAACUUUACCACAACCAAUGAAAGUGGACAUGUAGUAUCUUGCUGCAUCCCAUUCAGUGUUUCCAAAGUCGAAAAUAAAGUAAUUGGUAAAUGAUUGAGGAAGCGGGUUGUUCCUAGAUAUCAAAGAAUCACACUGCCACUAUUGCCGCUAUUGACACACUAAGGUGGCUGUCGACAUUGGAUUACGGAAGGUAAACCACCCAUGUGAAGGUAAAUCACCUGUCAAAAUGAAAUCAAAAAGAUUUAGCAAGAGAGGCCACCGAGGCGUGGAAAGUGAAGCCCCGCUGUCCCGCAUUCCCCCGACACUCCCUCCUUUACUAUAUAUUAGUCUUCACACAAAGAUGUCUGGCUGGUGGUUCAUGGUGUGCUGCGCCGAUCAGCUGCCAAACUCUCGAACUAAAAGUUUUCGAUUGUUAUUUUUUUUAGAAAGACGAAGACAAACAAAUAAACAUCGUUUCCUUUCUGAACAG
Molecule: messenger RNA, 3123 nt
Organism: Pomacea canaliculata
Lineage: Eukaryota; Metazoa; Mollusca; Gastropoda; Architaenioglossa; Ampullariidae
Exons: 2
Coding region: 487-1638 (383 amino acids)
Source: RefSeq, a predicted model, not a curated record